Molecule: messenger RNA, 4228 nt
Organism: Fusarium verticillioides 7600
Lineage: Eukaryota; Fungi; Ascomycota; Sordariomycetes; Hypocreales; Nectriaceae
Product: bud emergence protein 1
Exons: 3
Coding region: 1262-3052 (596 amino acids)
Molecular function (GO): phosphatidylinositol binding; protein binding
Source: RefSeq, a predicted model, not a curated record
CAAUUUACGAUUUAUCCUUUCGCAUUUUGCUCAUCUUUCUUUCGGCCUUCUCUCAACUCCAUCUCCAUUUUAUGACAUCUCUUGGUCAGAUUCAUCCACUAAAACCACUUACAAGACGUCGUCGAGUCGUUGGCAGGCGCCUAGGUAGUUGUCAGAGGCGACCCCUCCAUCAAUCAAUCACCCCACCUUGAGAGCCUGAGCUCAAGCCCAAGGGUAAUUAAUUUCACCCUCCAUCUUUUCUCGCUGAGGAACGCAGCCUUAGCCACUUUAUGCUUUAACGCUGAAACUCAAAGGCGCCCACAGCUCGCGUCAAUAUCACGUUAAAGGGAGCCCAAGGCGAAGGCCCUCUACCUCGAGUCUUGGAUCACUGAUUAUCGUGCGUGUCGAGGGUCACAGAUCCACGGACGUUGGAUUUCCGAGUAUCUGAUCAGUCACAGUUAUACGACUGCACCAACCAAAGUCAUCAGGUCAUCAAUAAGAAGCAAAAGAGGCAAAGCAAAGCAAAGCAAAGCAAAGCAAAUCAAGCAAGCAAACACCAAAUUUGUCCCUUAUUAUUUCCAGCCGGCAACUACUAUUUUUCUCCCAUCUCACCAGCCUCUCUCUCAAACUAAAACUUACACAAAUCGCUUCCACAACGUUCGAUCCACUCGAGGGAACAUUGUCCAGCCCACUCUCAGGCUACUGUACUUCGCCCCCUGGCGUGUACUCCGUACCUCACAUUCGCGCUCGUUCGUUCGUUCGUUCUCUCGCUCGCUCGCAGCCCAAUCUUUGUGUGUGUGUGCGUGUGCAACCCCAGGCAUUCGCUGUAAGGUACCCUACCUUUACCUCGGAGGGUCCAGCCAGGUUCAGGUCCCUCCCUCUCUCCCUCUCCCCCUCCACUUCAACGGCGCUGCUUCUGCAACCGCUACAACUUGACUUGGGGUCUGUCCGUCCUGCACCUCGCUGCCUUGCCCGUGCCCGGUCUAGCGGUUAAUAGAGAGAGGUACUGCCACUGUAAGGUGUAGCGUACUUGUCUGUACCUUGCCUUGCCUUGCCUUGCCUGGCCUUACACCAAACAUCGGAUUGGAUCGAAAUAAGGUAGCCCAGCCCGCCGCUGUGUCCCGCCGGGUCGUGUCGUCGUCCCUCGUCUCGUACAUACUUUUAGUACCGUACCUUGCUCAGGUCGUCUCGUCUUGCGAUCCCUUUCCUAACAACCUCCACCUUCGAGCGAUUCACAACUUCCCAACUUGCAACUGCCCAGGAGGCAUUCAGUUACACAAAAAUGAAGGCUCUUCGACGUUCGAUCAAAGGUGACAAGGACAAAGGAUCCGUCGCUCCCAAAUCGGCUGUCGCCAUUGUUCCUCCAAAGAAGGUCAUUCGAGCUCUUUACGAUUACGAGGCACGAUCGAGCCAAGAACUGAGCUUUUCGAGAGGCGACUUUUUCCACGUUAUAGGCCGCGAAAACGAUCAAGACUGGUACGAAGCAUGUAACCCAGCUCUCCCUGACGCCCGGGGUCUCGUCCCUGUCACCUUCUUCCAAGCGCUUGGCCGAACCGAGAGAGAUAGCGCACAGUCCGACGGCGGCCAACUCCCCACUCCGACCAAGAACCCCGACCACGAUUCUGGUUACAGCGAAUCUCCAGCAAUGCAAACUGCGCCAGCCGUCAUGUCACCCACUACAGCCGUGCCUCAGCAAGGCCACCAGCGUAAUUCGAAGUCGGUUGGAAAGUCAGGCGCCAUGGUCUACGGAAUUGUCAUGUACGACUUUGCCGCUGAGAGAGCAGACGAGUUGGAGGCCAAAGCUGGCGAGGCUAUCAUCGUCAUCGCGCAAUCGAACCCCGAGUGGUUUGUGGCCAAGCCCAUCGGUCGAUUGGGUGGCCCAGGGCUCAUCCCCGUUUCCUUUGUCGAGAUUCGUGAUAUGGCAAGCGAUAAGGCAAUUGCGAACCCGGGUGACGCCAUAAAGCGUGCCGGUGUUCCAAAGGUUGAAGAAUGGAAGAAGAUGGCGGCGGAAUACAAGAACAGCAGCAUCACACUGGGCAAGUUUGAGGGAGGCGGUCCUCAGCAACCUGGGCAGGGUAUUGAGCAAGGCAUGGAACGAAUGAGCAUUCAGCAACAGCAGCAUUCACGACAACCUUCUCAGAAUGGAGCGCAGGCCGGAUACGCGUCUCAACCUCGAACGUCGCAACAACCUCAGCAAAAUCAUGUACAGAAACCGGCCUCACAACUCAACGCACCGCUACGAGCACGCAUACCGCGAUACUGCUUUGCAGAGGAUAAGUACUGGUUCGUGAUCGAAGCAUUGCUAGAAGACGGACGACAAUGGGAGCUGUCUCGCUAUUACGAGGACUUUUACGACUUCCAGAUCGCUCUUCUGACCGAAUUUCCAGCUGAGGCCGGUAACACAGGGACACAGAAGCGUACACUGCCAUACAUGCCUGGACCAGUCAACUAUGUCACAGAUGCAAUCACCGAAGGACGCCUCCAUAACUUGGACGCGUACGUGAAGAACAUGCUGAACCAGCCCCAUUACAUUUCGAGGUGCAACCUGGUGAGACAGUUCUUUGCACCCCGUGAAGGAGAUUACGAGAUCGAUCCAAACGACAACGAAGAGGAGUACCGCCUAUCACAAGCAUCACAGCUGUCAUCGGCCGAGUCCCCAGCUGGUGGAUCACAGAACAACUUGAACGGUAGUGCAUACGGCCUUUCAGCUGCACCGGCGCAUCAGAUGGGCCCAGGUUCCCCUGACAUCCAAAGACAGCCAUCUUCUUUGUCACAGCCCUCACAAACAUCUCUGGGUAACGGUAUGCAACCCCAAGCUCAGCCGGCAUCAGCGAUGAAGAUCAAGAUGUAUUUCAACGGAGAUCUCAUUGCCAUCCGAGUACCAACGGACAUCUCAUUCCAAGCACUCUAUGAAAAGAUUUGUGAUCGUCUGAAGGUGCCGGCGGGUCAGGAGGUCCAACUGUUUUACAAGGACGAGCCCACUGGAGAUAAGCCAAGUAUGCUUAGUGACAACGACUUGGACUAUGCCCUGCAGCGGAACGAGAAGCUUCUGCUCUAUGUGGAGGCCGUGUGAACAGCCCUGCCCGCUCACUGGAGCCGACGACUGCGGCGUUUCAGCUUGAUUGUAACGCUGCAUGGACGGAAUUGAGUUGACAGCCAAAACCGAAAAGUCCACCAAAGAGCGUUGGGUGUACACUAACGUGUAUAUUCUCGUUCCCGAACCCUUGCCCUUACAGUACAGACUCUGGCCCUCCACUUCGAAAAAGUGCGUUUUUCUCUUCCUCGAUGGAUCUACAAUUUCUCUUUAGUCCCCAAUGGACGACACGCAUACUCACGACACUUUUUUUUCUUUACUUUUUCUUUGCCCCCCCUUUUUCUUGUCCAUUUUAUUCUACGCGGAUUUUAUGACGACACGUCGGCGAGGAACUUGAUGCUUCUUUGAUACCAUUUUAUUAGCUGGAUGACGCAUAAGUUUCAUGACCAGUGUACCUGACGCUCGUUGUCUCUUCUUUGGGCAUUUAUCAUUCCCCCCUAUUUGCUCCUCUUUUGAAAACUUUCUUCUUCACAUCCAUGCGUAUCCAGGCGCGUAUAUGGCCUUUUGGAUGCUCUUUUGAUAUCACACGACUGAGCUUAGUGCUUUCCUUCCCUUGACUUUUUAUCUUCUUCUGUACUUCCUCACCGAAAGUGACAGGGCCUGGAGGGGCCAUUCGGCAUAUGGAGUUGAUAGUUGGUGGACGUGAUAUGCGUUGCAGUAUAGGGGAAGAAGAUGGCUGGGGAGGUUCGAUGAGGUGGCUCCAGUAAGCCGCAUUAGAAGCCUAUAGGUUCCAAAUAGUGGACGUUACUGGUGUCGCGAAAGGCUUGCAUUGCAUGGAUCCCGAGGAUCAGAGGAGGCAAGAUACAUAUGUAUCUUGGCCUUUGUGGUGGUGGAGGUGAAAGCAAAGAUGAGCGCUCAUCAUGAGCGUGAUGAAUGAAAGCGACAAUUGUGUUAUUUUGUGUAAGCGAUGCAUGUGAAUAUCAAUGUUAAUGUCAGCGGUGUUUGUAGUUCACAAAUUGCAUUUCUCUCACUUGCAGGUCAAGGUCGAAUACCUUAGAUCGGAUCAGUUUCUCAUUUCAUCGAGUUGGCCGUAAUCAGUCUUGACUCUUCCCUUCGCUACCUAGUAUCCUGUCUAUCGUGUUCUAGAAGUCUAUUACGAGUGAUGGAUCGUCAUCGUAUGCUCUUUUGUAUUCCACCAUCCGUAGAAAAACCAUG